Notothenia coriiceps (black rockcod) is the source of this 1081-nucleotide messenger RNA. RefSeq names its product eva-1 homolog Ba (C. elegans) (gene eva1ba). The record is from RefSeq and is a predicted model, not a curated record. The transcript is spliced from 4 exons. NCBI's taxonomy places the organism in Eukaryota, Metazoa, Chordata, Actinopteri, Perciformes, Nototheniidae. The coding region runs from base 440 to 931 and encodes 163 amino acids.
GAGAGAAAACUCUGUUAUUCACUCUGUCUCCAACUUUGAGAGGAAGUUACCACCUCUUCCCCAGACUCUGUACACACAGGCUCAGGCAGACACUCUCUUCAGGACUUGACCACAGCAGGAACAGAGUGAAAGAUUCAGGAUUGCUCGUAAUGCUUUGUUUCUUUCAACAUUUGGAGGGAAAGAAGGCUGAGAUUUGCAUUUUGCCUGAAGCUUUCUGUGUGGACUCAACAGUGUCAGAGGGACCUUGUCAUAACAGACCGGGUGGCCAAAUGAACGGUUUAGCGUGAGGACCAAAGAUCACAACAUCCAACAGCACAGCGAAAGAGAAAGAGAGCCAUUUUGCAGCCAUUCUCCAACUUCCCAUUACACUAUGAGCUGGGAUUGAGGACGUGCUUCAAAGUUUCAUUUUGUGGUGUGAAAAAAUCUACUAAAGAUCACCAUGGAUGUGAAGAAAAAAGAAAUGGACCUCCUGAGCAACAGCAUAGCUGCAUAUGCUCACAUAAAAGCAAACCCAGAGAGCUUCGGCCUUUACUUUGUGCUUGGAGUGUGUUUCGGCCUGGUGCUGACGCUCUGCCUUCUGGUCAUCCGCAUCUCCUGUAAGCCCCGGACCAACAUCGCCAACUCAACACCUGAGAAAAAACCCUUAAAGGACAUCAGCGAGGAGGACGAAGAGAGCGACGACGAUGAAGAUGAAGAUGGGGACGACGUAGAGGCACCCAUCCCUUUGCCAAGCACAGAAAUCCCUGUUGGUAAUCAUAUCGGGCAAUCAAACGGGACACUGAGUGUGAACGUGUUUACUUCGGCUGAGGAGCUGGAGCGGGCACAGCGUCUGGAGGAGAGGGAGCGCAUCAUACGUGAGAUCUGGAGGAACGGCCAGCCUGAUAUCCUGGGGUCAGGAACAGGGACUAUUGGCAGAGUGCAUUACUACUAAGAUACAUGAGGCUUCAAGAGAAACACUGGGAGCUCUGUGAAGGACAGGGAGAGACCUUUGGGUGGGCCCGAUGUCCCUGAAGCCUGUGAGACUUGUGUUAGAUACAAUGCCACGUCAUGGAAACAGGACAACAGUGAUGUGACUUUUUGA